Messenger RNA from Caretta caretta (loggerhead turtle), 3711 nucleotides. It is a transcript of the gene NPL, whose product is annotated as N-acetylneuraminate pyruvate lyase. Gene Ontology annotation, molecular function: lyase activity. The record is from RefSeq and is a predicted model, not a curated record. Lineage: Eukaryota; Metazoa; Chordata; Testudines; Cheloniidae.
CGGUUCCAGUAAUUAGGUGGGUGGCCUUUCAUUCUCUUGUGUGUGGCCGCCCAGGCGCGCACCUUAGGGGGAACUAUCCACAGACCACCUGGGUGGAGCUCGCGGACCACAGUUUGAGAACCUCUGCUGUAGCGCUUUCCAGAAGUCAGAGCCAGCCUGGUGGCUGCUGUGUGCUCAGAAGGGCAGUGGUUAAGAGACAGAAUCAGAGAAAUUAACCUCUCUGUGAUUGGGCAAUAUGUGGAUUAUCUUGUAAAAGAGCAGGGUGUGAAGAACGUUUUUGGCCAGGCCUCAGGAUGUGUUGUGUUCUGUUUGAAACAGUGAAUGGCACAACAGGAGAAGGGCUGGCACUGAGCACCCAGGAGAGGAAGCAGCUGGCAGAGGAGUGGGUGACCAAAGGGAAAAACAAGUUGGAUCAUGUGAUCAUUCACGUGGGUGCAUUAAGUCUACCAGAAGCAAAGGAACUGGCCAAACAUGCAGCCGCAAUAGGAGCGAGUGGUAUCGCUGGGAUCGCCCCCUUUUUUUUCAAACCUACAAACAAAGAUACAUUGGUUGCUUUCUUACGGGAAGUUGCAUCUGAAGCCCCUGGCAUUCCAUUUUAUUACUAUCACAUUCCUCCUUUAACAGGUGUAAAGAUUCGUGUUGAGGAGCUGCUGGAUGGGAUAAAAGAACAGAUCCCCACCUUCCAGGGGGUGAAGUUCAGUGACACAGACCUCUUGGACUUUGCACAGUGUGUGAAGAACCACAAAGAGCAGUUUGUGCUACUCUAUGGGGUAGAUGAGCAUCUGCUGAGCGCACUGGCAAUGGGAGCAUCUGGGGCCGUUGGAAGCACAUACAACUACCUGGGCAAAAAAAACAACUUGAUGUUGGAGGCUUUUGCAAAGCAAGACCUCACAUUAGCACAACAAUAUCAGUUCUGUACUGGAGAAUUUCUCAGCUUUGUAUUCAAACUAGGUUUUGGUGUUGCACAGACUAAAGCAGUCAUGACUUUUACCUCAGGGAUUCCAAUGGGUCCCCCACGACUUCCGCUCCUGAGUGCCUCUGUGGAUUUUAUUGAGAAAGCAAAAGCUAAAAUGGCGAGCCUGAUUCUGUGACUGUCCCAGCAGUUGAUCUGAUCUGAUAUGAAUAUGGAUCUGGAGGUUUGGGGCCUCUGCUUUUGUGAUUCAUCACUCAGUGUUCUCAGGAACUAGUAAUAAGUGGUUUCCUGUCAGGGAUGGCCUUGCUAGCCCAUGUCUUGCUUUCUUUCUUUUAGCAUUACCCAAAGGUUGAACCUUUAUAAUACAGGUGAAUUCUGUUUAUCUAAAUGACCUGGAGGACAUCAGAGACCUUUGGAUAACCAGGUGUUCAGAUAAAUGGAAGUGCUAUUUUUAGCUGCAAUUUCACAGGUCUGGUCUGUGCUUCAAAUUGAGGUCAGCCUAGCUACGUUGUUAAGAUGCGCAAACCUCUCUGGUAGACAUGGCUAGGUCAAUGGAAGAAGUCUUCUGUUGACCUAGCUACUACCUCUCGGAGAGGUGGAUUACCUACAUUGAGGUAAACCCUCUUCUGUUGCUGUAGGAAGCGUCUACACUAUGAUGCUACAGCAGCACAGUUCCAGUGCCACAACUGUGCCACUUGAGGGGCUCUAGUGUAGACAAAGCCACUGUUUCAUGCUGCAGUGAUGCCAGUCCCAGAGGGAGGAGGGAAGAAAAGGAUCGGGUAUCACUGCAGAAUAAAAGGGUGGGGGUGGGGGUGGUGGAAGGGAGGCAAAGAGGAGGAUGGAAGAGGGAAAAGGAAAAGGAAGGAGGUAGAGGGGAAGGAGCUGUAGGAGACCAGAGCCUUCUUGACAGCCCAGGAUUCUACAAGCACCAGUACAAAUACCGUAAUGAGGGGUAUGGCUGGCUGGCUCCCUCCCCCACAGCUGUCAGUGCUAGCAAGUGCUCAAACAGCACCAAGGAGGUUCUUGUCUCCUGCAGCUAUUCCACCUCUCUUCACACCCUUGGGGAUCCACAAUGUAGUUAUCUGAAUGAACAGUGUAUUCCCCCAUGCGUUUAAUGAGCUACUAAGAGGUUAACUGAAGAGCAUUCCGCGGUUCAUUAAAUGCACGGACACUGCUGAUUCAGCUCAUCAGGAUUUUCAGUUAAUUGAAAUUUGAACUUUGCCUGUAGUUGCCUCUGCCCUAUGGUGCACAAAAGCAAGGUUUGCUUCUAACGAAGCAAACUUAUAAGGGUAUGUCUGUACUGAAAAUGCUACAGCUGCAGUCCUUCAGUGUAGACACUACUUAUGCCGAUGGAAGAGGAGAAGGAAUUCCAGCAAAGAACCUGAAUUCCUCUGGAAAGGGAAGAGGACUCUCUCUAUAAAGGACUUCUGACUUCCGGAAUUUCCAUCUACUAUGACAGUCCCAACCCUCCCCUCCCCCACACACUUUUUAUGAUGCUGAGAUGUGGGUGAAGUAAUGUCUCUUGUACUCUGACAUGACAUCAUCAUUCUGCUCAGCAUGGUAUUUUAGUGCAGCUGUUAUGUCAGAUAAACCUACAAAAACUCCCAUUUUUACUAGUGAGUAACAGGGAAUCAGGUUUCUGUGCCCAGAACUCCCAGAAGACACUCUUCUUCCAUAAGCUUCUUUCCCUUCAUCUCUCUUCUCCAUUUUCUUGCUCUCCCUGUGUUUCCUCAAACAAAAAAAUGUAAGUAUUGUAACUUUUGUGACAGAAGGCACUUGCUCCAUCUUGUUCCCAGCAUGUGCUGGCUAAAGCAGCACCAGAGCUGGAGCAGGAAUUGAACCAGAGGUUCUACAUGGCAAUGCAAAGCACUACUGCUUCUUACAAAUGUCAUUUAUUGCUGAUGUGAAGGGGCCCUCUACACAUAUUGGACCUCAUGUUCCAGUACACCCUGUGUAUUUGUUUACACCUUGGCAAAACGCUACCAUCUAGGUGCCUGAAGAAUUUUGAUUUGGUAGCAUUUUACACCCACUUUGCACAGGUAAGAAUGACUGCAUGUGCAAGGCAGGGAGAAUCAGGUCUGAGGAACUGUUGCUAUUUUAGUUUCCAAGGAUUCUGGGUAACCUGGAGAGUAACCUUCCAUUAACUUCUUCAAAUUGGCAGUAAUAAUCUCACUUUCUGUCUGCAGAACACAAACUGUAGAAGCCCUGACUGAGUUAGACGGUUGACAUGAUUUUUCUCCUGAAUCUGUAAGGCAUGUAGGUAAGCUUCCCUGGUGGGUCAAAUAUGGAAGAAGGUAGCCUUUGAAAUAGCAAAGAGCACUGCACGUUUGCAACUGUUCCUUGCACAACCAACCAUUGAUUGGAGCAAGCAUGCAGAGAGCCAGCAUGACAAAAAUCAUAGGAAAGAAUAAGACCGUGCACACUCCCAGAUUCAGCUACCUGUAUUUUAGGAGAACUCUACUGUGUAUUCCUUAAAGCUUUUACUUUGAUGUUUUUAGGCUCUCUAUUCCAAAUGAGAUUCUCUAUUGCUGUUCCAAUGCUCUAUGCACAUAACAAUACACUAUUACUUACUUUUUUUCUGCAUUUUUUAAUAUAUAGAUGCAUCUAAACAUGAGAUCUUCAAUUGAAUAACUUUUCUAACAGACCCAAAUUAUUCCUGGUAUUUUAAAGUGUGUAUUGAUCUGAUUAUACAAAUCUCCAGAUAUUAAAGUGUGUUUACCUCUGAACAUUUGUUUAAUAUUUUCAGUGAAAUUUAUGUAUAUUUUCUUACAGUGAUCAUAAAAGCAUUUUUAAAAACA